Ornithodoros turicata is the source of this 2217-nucleotide messenger RNA. It is a transcript of the gene Sf3a1, whose product is annotated as splicing factor 3A subunit 1-like. Gene Ontology annotation, biological process: mRNA cis splicing, via spliceosome; regulation of alternative mRNA splicing, via spliceosome. The record is from RefSeq and is a predicted model, not a curated record. Gene Ontology annotation, molecular function: protein binding; RNA binding. Lineage: Eukaryota; Metazoa; Arthropoda; Arachnida; Ixodida; Argasidae. The coding region runs from base 104 to 2200 and encodes 698 amino acids. The transcript has a single exon. Gene Ontology annotation, cellular component: U2-type prespliceosome; U2 snRNP; catalytic step 2 spliceosome.
AACUAUGCAGAUCGCUGCGCCAUCUUUCUGUUCUGCCGUAAGCCUACGUUGGCGUGGCCGUAAUAACAGUGUUGCGUAAGUUGUGAGAUAGUUUUCUAGCAAAAUGGCUCCAAUCGUUGAAGUUGCCCCACAGCAGGAGGAAGCCACGGAAGAAGCAAAACAAGUUCCAGCUACUCCCAAACCAACUAUCGGUAUUAUAUAUCCUCCUCCAGAACUGCGAAAUAUCGUCGACAAGACAGCCAGCUUCGUUGCGAGGAAUGGACCCGAAUUCGAGGCACGUAUUCGUCAGAAUGAAAUCAAUAAUUCAAAAUUUAACUUCCUCAACGCAACGGACCCCUACCAUGCUUAUUAUGAGCAUAAAGUUAAAGAGGCCAAAGAAGGCAAAGGACCUGCCGAAGCGAUCCAGCCACCUAAGCCUACCCCUGAAAAGCAAGAAAUCCGCAAAAUAAUUGAACCGCCCAUCAUCCCUAAGGAACCGCCAGCAGAAUUUGAGUUCAUUGCCGAACCUCCAUCAAUAUCUGCUAUCGAUUUGGACAUUGUAAAGCUGACGGCACAGUUUGUCGCCCGAAAUGGCCGUCAGUUCCUAACGAACCUCAUGAACAGAGAACAGAGAAACUACCAGUUCGAUUUUCUUCGACCUCAACAUAGUCUGUUUAACUACUUCAUGAGAUUGCUAGAGCAGUACACCAAAGUUCUCAUUCCAAACAAGAGCAUGUUAAUGAAACUAAAAAUGGAGGCUGACGACCCGAAGGUAGUGUUGAACCAAGUGAAAUAUCGUGUCGAAUGGACUCGAUUUCAAGAAGCUCAAAAACGCCGAGAAGAGGAAGAAGCUGAGAGGGAAAGAGUACAAUAUGCGCAGAUCGACUGGCAUGACUUUGUUGUAGUGGAGACAGUAGAUUAUCAACCCAAUGAGCCAGGACUUUUCCCUCCUCCAACGUGCCCUGAGGAAGUAGGAUCCCGUGUUCUUGCUCAACAAAGGAUGGAAGAAGAGGGUGAAGAAGUGGAAAUGGAAGUAGAGUCUGAUGAAGAAGGCGUUGAGGAAGUUUCCAAGAAUGAGGAGUCCCCGAGUCCCCCGAAGGAAGCCCCUCCUCUGCCCCCAAAUCCAGAGCAAGUUGUUGUACGCAAAGACUACAAUCCCAAAGGGACAAAGACACAGAAGGCCUCGUCCGAACAGUAUCUCAUCUCUCCGAUUACAGGGGAGAAAAUUCCUGCAGAUAAGAUGCAGGAACACAUGCGUAUUGGACUGUUGGACCCACGUUGGGUGGAGCAGCGGGAUCGUGCCAUGCAGGAGAGAAUGCAACAGGAUGAGGUGUUUGCUCCAGGCACUGCUAUUGAGAGCAGCUUGAAACAGUUUGCAGAACGGCGAACAGACAUCUUUGGAUUUGGAGACGAAGAAACUGCCAUUGGAAAAAAGAUUGGUGAGGAAGAACGUCGUCUGCCAGAGAAAGUGACGUGGGAUGGCCAUACUGGAAGCAUGGAAGCGGCCACAAAAGCGGCCAGGGCAAACAUCACCAUCGAAGAACAGAUCCAGCAGAUCCACAAGAUCAAGGGUCUUUUACCCGACGAAGAGAAAGAGCGGAUUGGUCCGGCUAAACCCGCUGGUCCUCCACCUCUUCCUCCAAACCCUCCACCGCAAGAAAAGAAAAAACCACCACUUCCUCCGAUGCCUCCCAAACCUCUUCCACCACCCCCACGACCUGUUGUCAUCACAGCAGCACCACGUCCCCAGAUCAUCAACCCUGCUCCCACGUUGCUCAUGCCACCACACAUCCCUGGUCUCAUAUCUGUAACGACAGCGAUACCGGCUUCGGUACAGCACACAUCGUUUGUGACUAUACCGGAAGCAGAAGAAGAACCUCCGAGCAAGCGGCACAAAUCUGAGGAUGCCCUGGUGCCUGAGGCAGACUUCUUGAAGCAGUACCGUGGUCCUGUCACCAUUAAGGUACAGGUCCCUGAAGCAAGUGACAAGGCGGAAUGGAAGCUCAAGGGACAGACGGUCACCCUCACACUACCGUUGACAGACACCAUUUCGGUGCUAAAGGCCAAGUUGCAUGAAGAGUUAGGCAUGCCUCCUGGCAAGCAGAAGUUGCAAUAUGAGGGAAUGUUUGUCAAAGAUUCUAACAGUCUUGCAUUCUACAAUGUCACCCCCAAUGCAGUUGUCAGCCUGCAAGUAAAAGAGAGAGGAGGAAGGAAAAAAUAAAAACUGUCUCCUUUUAA